Molecule: messenger RNA, 1827 nt
Organism: Amaranthus tricolor (Joseph's coat)
Lineage: Eukaryota; Viridiplantae; Streptophyta; Magnoliopsida; Caryophyllales; Amaranthaceae
Product: pto-interacting protein 1-like
Exons: 8
Coding region: 434-1522 (362 amino acids)
Biological process (GO): protein phosphorylation
Molecular function (GO): ATP binding; protein kinase activity
Source: RefSeq, a predicted model, not a curated record
GAUUUAUUUAUCUGUUUGUUUGUUGUUUUGUUGAUUGUAACUUGUAUGAUUGAUGAUGAAUCUACCACAUGCAAUACCAACAAACAUUUUCUGCAAAAAUUAUUCAUCCCCAUAAUUGUUAGUUCAAUUUAAUUAUACCCUUUGUAUCAAAUUAAUUAAUAAUAUGUGGAUUAAAAGACAAAAGAAAAGUCAUAGUCUAUCCGUUUACCCAGUUUUUUUGUCUUAAUAAAUUGAAUAAAAAAAUUAAAAAAUAGAGUUUUGUUACAAAAAGGCUGUAUAUUUGUCAUGGGUUUCUUUAAUUCUUAGCCGUCUGUUGAAUAAGUUGUUGUGUUCUUUGAUAAAAAUCAAAUUUAUCAAAUUAUCAAUCAAGUUUGAAAUUUUCCUUUCUUGAUUGGACUCAUAUUUGUUUGAAGAUUAUUGAAAGAGAGAGAAUAUGAGCUGUUUUGGCUGUUUCGGAGGAGGUGCAGAUCAUAGACCUGUAGAUAAUGGAGGUCGUUACAUGCCUCGAAAUAUGGCAGGGAGAGAUGGAAGUUAUCAGUUAGUCGAGAACGCACCAAGCAAGCCGCAAGUGAGUUUUCAGCCUAUAGCUGUCCCUCAAAUUUCCGUGGAUGAACUAAGGGAAGUUACAGAUAACUAUGGGUCUAAUGCUUUAAUAGGAGAAGGAUCAUAUGGUAGAGUAUAUUAUGGGAUGCUUAAAAAUGGUCGUGCCGCAGCAAUCAAAAAACUAGAUGCAAGCAAACAACCAGAUGAUGAAUUUUUGGCUCAGGUUUCUAUGGUUUCGAGGCUAAAACAUGAAAAUUUUGUUGAACUACUUGGUUAUUGUGUCGAUAACAACUCACGUAUUCUUGCCUAUGAGUUUGCUUCAAAUGGAUCUUUGCAUGAUAUCCUUCAUGGGAGGAAGGGUGUAAAAGGAGCACAGCCUGGACCUGUUUUAUCAUGGGCACAGCGGGUGAAAAUUGCAGUAGGUGCUGCAAGGGGACUUGAGUUCUUGCAUGAGAAGGCAAUUCCUCACAUUACUCACCGCGAUAUUAAGUCGAGUAACAUACUGAUCUUUGAUGAUGAUGUUGCUAAGAUUGGUGACUUUGAUUUGUCAAAUCAAGCACCAGACAUGGCUGCACGACUUCACUCUACUAGAGUUCUCGGAACUUUUGGGUAUCAUGCACCUGAGUAUGCAAUGACUGGGCAGCUGAACGCCAAGAGUGAUGUGUACAGCUUUGGGGUCGUCUUACUAGAGCUUCUCACUGGUCGUAAACCUGUGGAUCAUACCUUACCUCGUGGACAGCAAAGCCUUGUGACAUGGGCUACACCUAAACUUAUUGAAGACAAAGUGAAUCAGUGUGUCGACCCGAGACUCAAUGGAGAGUACCCUGCCAAGGCUGUCGCAAAGAUGGCUGCAGUUGCUGCACUGUGUGUACAGUACGAAGCUGAUUUCCGGCCAAACAUGAGCAUCGUCGUAAAGGCACUGCAACCAUUGCUGAACGCUGCUCGACACGCUCCCAGCCCUGUUGUUGCAAGCUCAUGAACAAUCUGACCGCUCCUCUUCCUCCACAUUUUUUAGUCUUAAGAUAUGGUUAUGGACUAUGGUUUUAGGUAAUGGAAGGUAUAAAGAGAAGUAAAUAUCUGGAAGAUGUAUAAAUUUCAGUUUUGUGCAGUGUUUUCAUUGGGUUGGAUAAGUUGUGAUGCAAUAAUUGGUUUUUUUUGUGUGGUCUAGACGUUGCCGUCACAUUAUUUCAAGCUAUAACCCAUUAUUCAUACAAUAAUUGUUUGAUGUAUCAUACAUAACCUUAUUCAUAUUAUGUGUAUACAAUAAUACAUUUCAAUUUUUCA